This is a messenger RNA of Xiphias gladius (swordfish), 3667 nucleotides long. It is a transcript of the gene lsm14ab, whose product is annotated as LSM14A mRNA processing body assembly factor b. Lineage: Eukaryota; Metazoa; Chordata; Actinopteri; Istiophoriformes; Xiphiidae. Gene Ontology annotation, molecular function: mRNA binding. Gene Ontology annotation, biological process: P-body assembly; cytoplasmic stress granule assembly. The transcript is spliced from 10 exons. Bases 233 to 1576 code for a protein of 447 amino acids. Gene Ontology annotation, cellular component: P-body. The record is from RefSeq and is a predicted model, not a curated record.
UAGAAGAAUGAGCCAUAGCCCUUCUCCCAACAUCCUUAGCGGCGGGCGAAGGAAAAUGAAAACGGCCAUGUCGUGGUAGAAACCAGCUCGGUAGCGAGAGCCACGGUGUAACUUUCAAAUCCAUCUAAUGUAGCGUUUAAACUACAGCUCUCAAAGUAACACAUCUGAUCGCUUGUUUGACAGAAAGCAGAUUUCGUGGAAGUAAGUGCGUUAUUAAAAUCAGAGAACAAACAUGAGCGGAGGAGGGACGCCGUACAUUGGCAGCAAAAUUAGCCUCAUCUCCAAGGCCGAGAUUCGCUAUGAAGGAAUUUUAUACACCAUUGACACUGAAAACUCGACAGUAGCUCUUGCUAAAGUUCGCUCUUUCGGCACUGAAGAUCGCCCUACUGACAGGCCUAUUCCACCUCGGGAGGAAGUGUUUGAGUACAUCAUCUUCCGAGGAAGUGAUAUAAAAGACCUAACAGUUUGUGAGCCACCCAAAGCCACAAGCUCCCUGCCUCAGGACCCUGCCAUAGUUCAAUCAUCAAUUGGUUCCACCAGUGCUGCAGCAGCAUCGUUCCAGCCUGCUGGGUCCUAUGCUCCAUUCAGCAGGGCCCCUGUCCCACCUUACAGCCAGUUUGGUGUCACACCCCUUGCAGCUCAGCAGUUUGGAUCUGCUGGAACAGGAGGGCGUACUAGUCCCCGGCUGGACUCUUUAACAAAAAGUCCCACCCUGGAGCAGGCAGUGCAGGCCCCACCAUCAGCUGCCCAAGCUCCACCUGCACCUGUAGGACAGAGGAGUCAGAUGGGGGCAGCAGCUCCCAGGCCCACCAGCACCACCACUGGCAGCCAGAAGCCCCCGGACCUCCUGGAGCAGAGAAAAGCUCCUGAGGUUCAGAAAGUUUCACAUCCAGAUAAUGAACAAGGUGCUGUUGAAAACCGGGAUCCCAACAAGCGUCAAGCUGCUGGUGUCCACCCGGCCCAGUCCACCCGCCGCGGCCGUGGAAGAGGAAACCGCAGCAGAGGCAAAGUAAAUGUGCGCAGGGAUGGUGCCAUGAAGUUUGAAGAAGACUUUGACUUUGAGACUGCCAACGCCCAGUUUCACAAAGAUGAGAUUGACAAAGAGCUCCAGAAUAAGCUCAAGCUGAAAGAUGACAAGACUGAAAAGGCGCUGAAUGGAGUGGAAACUGACUCAGAACAUCCGGCCAAUGAGGGGACCACUGAGGAAGAGGAGGCUGUGAUAAACACAUGCUACUAUGACAAGUCCAAGUCCUUCUUUGAUAACCUGUCCUGUGAUGAUUUGAGUAAAGCGGGUGAAAGAGGAUUUUCAAAGGAGCGGAGGCCAACCUGGGCAGAGGAGAGGCGAAUGAAUGCUGAGACAUUCGGCAUCCCCCUGCGGCACAAUCGAGGGAGAGGGGGUUUCCGUGGCCGCGGCUUCAUGGGACCCCGUGGAGGCCGAGGGCGACCCGUGAGCAGAGGUUCCUUUGGGCCACCCCGGGGUGCUCCACCUGGAUUCAGAGGCGGAUUCAGAGGUGGCAGAGGAGGCCGGGAUUUCUCUGAUUUUGAAUACAGGAAGGAUAACAAGGUGGCUGCAUAGUACAGCAGUGAUGGAUCCACCAAGAGUUGUAUCCCCUCAUCAUGAAAUUAUUCCAGCUCAAGAAAUUUUCUUUGGUCUCCACAUUUGACAGAAAGAAUGAAGACAUCCUCUCAGUCACCAGCACCAGGGUUGACUGUUUGACAUCGGGGGGGGGGGUGAGAGUGCAGAAGUUUAGUUUGAUAAACAGUCACCAGAUGGACAAGAAGAUAUGUAAAUACCUUGCUUUGGAGUAGCUCUGUAUUUUUGCAUCAGUCAAGUUCAUUUCUUACUGAAGUUGUCUUUGAUAUUGAAAGCUGUAUGCAGAAAGCCCACUGAUACUGUGAGCAGAUCACGGUUCAUGUGAUCGAUAGCUUUAUUUUUUAUUUUCUUUCAGUUUUUGAUACAAUAUUUGUUGGCACCAAAAUUCAAUGCAUUGCCUAUUGCACCGUAUUUUUCUCUUCUCAGACUUUCUUAGGUUGGUUGCCAUUACCCAGUUUGCAGGAAAAGUUAUUUGUUGUUCCGUUAUUCGUUGUUGUUGCUGUUGUUGUUGUUGUUGUUGUUUUUGACAUCCAUUAAUUCUCAAUGAAGUAGUGAGGUCAAAGCCAGCUGAAAGAAACAGAAUCCAAACUGAAUAAUGAAUGAAUGUAUAUCUAGCUCCUCUUCUGUUUAGUGCCCUCCAGCAAGUCAUUGCUCGACAGACAGGCUCACUUCUAGUUUUUAGGAAAGUGUGUUCAGUAGUUAGAAUCAUUAGAUCAUACUUUGACCCCUUAAACCUUGCACGUUAGAUGAAUUGUGUUUCUGCUUUCGGUUCAGCUGGACUUGUGCAGGCUUAUUAAUGAUGGCAGUCUGAUGCAGGCAACCAAUAGGAGCCAGUCAUUUGACUGAUGUUUUGGGUUUACAGCAUCAGCUUUAGAAGUAUUUGUUAACCGUAGAUUUUUUUUGAACGGGUUUGUUAUAUAGUUGACUAAAGAGAGAGCAUUCCCAUGAUUCAUGUCGGUGAAAGAGAAUCAUUCAUUACACCUUUUUAGAAGUUCUUAGGAAAGGAAAGCCUUGAGUUUAUUAUUCAAAACCUGCAGUCAGGAGGACCUUGAACAAGUUGGAUUUGGAUUACAGAUAAGCCGCUAUUUUGCCAAAAAGAAUAUGUGAGGGAUUGGUUGAGCUAAAAUAAGUGUCAGCCUAUAGGUACAUGUCUUCUCAUGUUAGUACCUCUUAAGUCUACCUUUCUAUGUCUGAAACAUACUGAGCCGUCUGUUAAAACAGGAUCUUUUUUGUUAUCAGCAUCCUUUGAAUUGUCUAACAGUUGUGUCAUCUACAAUGUUGUUGUUUUUUUUUUUUUUUUUGUUGUUGUUGUCGUCGUCGUUGUUGUCUCUACAGUCAGCCGUUCUCCACUGCAAAACGCAAGUACUUGCAGUGUUGUGAGGAAUCUUUACUGAAAAAUGGGAAAUCUUGUAAAUGGAUUGAGUGAUGUCUCUGAAGUGUGUGGUCAAUACAGAGGACUGCAUUUCUGAUAGAUAUCAGCCCUCUGGCCUGUUCGUAGCUCCUCUUGUUGCAUUGUUGUCAAUGUGAUUGUUCUCUGGAGUGAAUUUUUUUUUUUUUUUUUUUUUACUGACAUGAACAAAGGGACAAGAACUGGAUGUGGUGCCAGUGUGUUGGGGUGAGGUGGGAUAUUUUUUUUCUUAUUGGCUCUGAUUUGUUCGUACUUUAGGGAGUGCCUUCAGAGUGGUCAGUUUUGUUUUUUGUUUUUUUUACAGCUCUCCCUUUAACUUAAAGGCUACCUUUUGACAAAAGUAUUAAUAGCACUACAAGGUGAUACUAGAUCCUUCUCUGUAGCUGUGGUUGUUUAAAACAAAGCAGCCCAGUUGAACAUGUGCUGUUAACUGGAUGUUGCACAGCCUGCUGUUCACUGCAUGAUAGCCAUAGGAACCAUCACUUUUUAUGGGCUUUCGCAAUAACCAGCAAGAUUGAAUUUGAGACAAAAAGUAUUACUGAGCAAUUCAAAACUGACAUGUUUUCAUAUGUUUGUUACUCCUUCCAUUCACUGGAAUUGUAAACCAGGAAUUGUUUUCUUGAGAAAUGAGCAAAAUGGAGUUUUUACGUCAAAUAAAAAGUUGU